This is a messenger RNA of Ostreobium quekettii, 300 nucleotides long. Lineage: Eukaryota; Viridiplantae; Chlorophyta; Ulvophyceae; Bryopsidales; Ostreobiaceae. The record is from the annotation of a GenBank genome assembly.
AUGUGUGCACAUAGCACAGUGCAGGGGCGUAGAGAGCGGUGCUUUGGGGUGAGUUGCUGGGCGCUGAAGGAGACGUGCCCUGGGGAGGCCGCUGCUUAUGGUGUCGUGGCUUGCUGUGUAUAUGCAUGCAGUCUAUGCACACAAUUUUUGCUGUGGUUGCGCGAUUGUUGUGGCUCCUGGGGGGAGCUGAACGUCAUGAGAACGGGUGCAGUGCUGCCAGCACCUGAGAUGUACGUUAGAUUGUUCAGGAGAGUUUUCGGAGCAGCGGGGCAGGGCAGCAGGCCAUUGAAUCAGGUGUAG